AUGACAAGGAGCCUGCGUCUUCCAACAGCCGGCCAGGAUGCAACGGCAGACAUAGAGAUUAAAAUCUUUGAGGCAGCUUGUCAGAUACUCUCGGCGACUAAGGAGCCGAUCAAAGUAUCCGGUAGCAAAUCAACGUUGAAACCGGAGUACAUUCCUAUUUGUGAUAUCUUCGCAAGGGCGAUUCUAGCAAGGGGAGGGAACUACAGCAGCCUAACCAAAGACAAAAUCAGGAUGCUGGUCGGCCUGAUAGAAGGAACAAAGGUUAACUGGGCGAAGGCAGUGUUCCACAAUUUGAUGAAAAUGCCGGCCCCCGGUUCCACAGGUGGCCGAAAGAAAGCAACCGGCAAGAAAGCAGCCCCAGCCAAAGAAAAGGCCGAAAGCAAAGGAAAAGAGAAAGUAACUUUCUCGGAACCGCCGCAACAAAUGGAGGAGGAAGAGUCGGCUUCCCUUUCUGAAAGAACCGAUACAGAAAAGACCGACGACGAAAGAUCGGCCAAUGAAGAAGAGCAUUCGGGCCAGAGCCCCGAUAAUGUCGGUCCUGAUGCAAAUCCUGAGACCACCGAGGGCGGUGAAGAGGAUGGUGAAGAAGGUGGUGACGAAGGCGGUCACGAAAGCGGUAACAAAGAUAAUGAAGAGGACGAAGAAGCAGAGGCCGAUAGGGUAGCUCUGAAACUCCUAAAGGGCAUUAAAAAGCGAGCCGAGAUGAUUGAGGAGUUAUACCUUGGAUGGCAUGAGCACCGGUUCGGCAAACGGUAUAGGCAAAUCCUACCGGACUACACAGACGUGGAAUGCCUCCAAAGACUGAAGAGAGUGGAGGACGUGGUCAUGGAUAUAACAAAAUCUGAAACCAUUGAAGAGAAGCUAACCAUACGUAUCCGGAAGAUUACGGCGAAGUUUGAAGAGGUGGGACCGGAAGACACCUUAACAUCGCUGGUGUUGGAAAGGCUUGAAAAAGCCAAAGGAGACCUUAUUCAAGAAAUUGACCGGCUGGAGGCAAUAUACGGUCAAAGGGAAAUACCGGUCUAUACAGCUCCCCGGAUUGAUUCAAGCCCAGAUCACUGUCCAACACCUCCAAGGGCGAAUUCGGCAACAGAGGAAUCCGAUGAAAGGGCGGAUCCUCCUCUCACCGGGCAAUCUCCACUUACACAACCGGAAGUCUCCGAAUCAGACUUCACAAAAGAAUGGGUUGAGAGCCGCUUUCAAGAGUUUGAAGACUCCGAGGUUCUCCCUUUGAAGGAGAAAUUCCAAAGAACCGUUUGCUCGGCACUCAAGUUCGCCAACACCACAAGCAAACAUCUUAAGCGAACCGUAAUUUUGGAGGAUACGACCUCCGAGAUAAAAGAGAACUUUGCCCGGCUUGAAAGAGAGACCGAUCAACGAUUAACAGAGGUUGCUAACGACCUGGUCGGCACAACACUCGGACGGGUCUCCGAACUUGAGAAGAAGAAUGCCGGUCUCGAAGACGAACUCAAGGCGCUUUCCGCUCAAGUUGCCGAACUACUCAACGCAAAGAUAAAUGCGGAUGCCGCGGCUGUAGAGGCUGAUGCCCAAGCGGCUAAGAAGGUCCAGGAUGAGCUGGACGCCGAAGCAAGAAAGGAAAAGGAGGCACCGAGACCAUCGCAACUUACCAAGGAGGAAGAGGAAGCCGAGCGAAUUCGAAGGGCAGAGGUUAAGUUUCCAGGACUUGCAAAGAAGGCAGCCGCUCAAGCUGCGAAGGAUGCUGCGCGAUUAGAAAGGGAAAGACGGAGGCUGGAAGGCUUCGCAGACGACAACAAAAAGAAUAAGGCGGCCUCUUCCGUCUCAGGUCCGACAAAGCGAAAGAGGGAACCUUCAAAGAAAGUUCAAAUAGCCGACCUGCUCAAUGAGGUCACUGAAACGGUCUUUGAGAGUAUACCGCAGCAGGCUACUCAAGUCGAAGAGGAGGAUGAAGAACACCUGCAGCCCCGGUCUAUAAGACAACGAGUCUCCGAACCGGCCAGUCGACCGCAACCGAUGAAGAAAAAGUGGAACAUAUAUGACUUCUCGGACUCGGAAUAG
Messenger RNA from Impatiens glandulifera, 2037 nucleotides. RefSeq lists its product as uncharacterized. Bases 1 to 2037 code for a protein of 678 amino acids. The transcript has 4 exons. NCBI's taxonomy places the organism in Eukaryota, Viridiplantae, Streptophyta, Magnoliopsida, Ericales, Balsaminaceae. The record is from RefSeq and is a predicted model, not a curated record.